Frieseomelitta varia is the source of this 918-nucleotide messenger RNA. RefSeq names its product peroxiredoxin-6-like. Gene Ontology annotation, cellular component: cytosol; mitochondrion. Gene Ontology annotation, biological process: cellular oxidant detoxification; cell redox homeostasis. NCBI's taxonomy places the organism in Eukaryota, Metazoa, Arthropoda, Insecta, Hymenoptera, Apidae. The transcript is spliced from 5 exons. Gene Ontology annotation, molecular function: peroxiredoxin activity. The record is from RefSeq and is a predicted model, not a curated record. Bases 130 to 792 code for a protein of 220 amino acids.
UACGUUGUAUGUACGUGUGGCAAUAAGGCACAAGUACCUUGAGGAGUGCUACGUCGCAAGGACAAUUCUCCGCGAGAAAAUCGUUGUUUGAAGUCGAGAUCUUUCUAAUAUAAUUUUACGAGAUUAAUCAUGAGGAUUAAUUCAAUUGUGCCGAACUUCGAAGUCGACAGUACCCAGGGGAAAAUCAAUUUCUACGACUGGCAAGGAGAUUCAUGGGUCGUUUUAUUUUCCCACCCUGCCGAUUUCACGCCGGUUUGCACCACCGAAUUGGGUCGUUUGGCAGUGCAUCAGCCCCAUUUUGAACGUCGAAACACGAAAUUGUUAGCUCAUUCAGUGGACAAAUUACAGGAUCAUGUCGACUGGGUUAAUGAUAUUAAAUCUUAUUGCCAAGACAUUCCCGGAGCUUUUCCUUAUCCAAUUAUUGCCGAUCCGGAUCGUUCUUUGGCAGUGAAGUUAGAUAUGAUCGAUGAAGAUGGCAAGGAUGAUCCAGAACAAGCGUUAACUGUUCGCGCUUUGUACAUUAUAAGCCCCGAUCAUCGUUUACGUUUAUCCAUGCAUUAUCCAACGUCCACUGGACGCAAUGUAGACGAAAUACUGAGAGUUAUAGAUUCCCUGCAACUUGUCGAUAAGAAACCGGAAAUAGCAACCCCUGCUAACUGGGUGCCUGGUGAAAAGGUCAUGAUUCUUCCAACUGUGAAAGACGAAGAACUCCCUAAACUCUUCCCCAAAGGAGUGGACAAAGUAUCAAUGCCUUCUGGAAAGGUUUACGUCCGUACAACCACAAAUUAUUAAACGUAUUCAUUGAUGAAUGCGAUGUAUUUUCUUAUAUUUUUCAUUCGUGUGAAAUUAUUUUUUAACAACCACUCUUUUGUUUAUCAUAAAACAUUGUUUAAAAAGUAGGUUAAAAAGAUAAUUUUU